GCGAGGUGGUGGGCGGAGCUUGUUCGUUUGGUCACGGAGGGAAAUAGCGGAGCGAUCAGCGGACACAGGCGGACUCCCUCAGCCGUUUUCACUUCGUGUCUCGCGGCUUCUUCCCAAAUGGCAACGACGGCGGAGGACCAGCUGGAACCGGUGGACGACGCUCCGCAGUUGUCGACGCAACCCGACUGCCAUCACCACAGUAACAGCAACAGCAACAAUAACAACAAUAAUAACAACAAAGACAGCGAGGCGGGAGAGAGCGCGACCACCACCGCCGCCACCACUAGCAGCAGCAGCGACACCACGGAGCCCGGGACGGCGUCACAGAGCAUCGGCAACGGCUCAGUCAUCAACCCGAGCGGCGGGAGCAACGGGAAGUGGGUCCGGCUGAACGUCGGCGGCACCGUGUUCCUCACGACGCGACAGACUCUGCUCAAAGAACAAACUUCGUUCCUUUACCGGCUGUGCCAGCAGCAGGACCUGCACUCAGACACCGACGAGACGGGCGCCUAUGUGAUUGACAGAGACCCCACCUACUUCGGCCCCAUCCUCAACUACUUGCGGCAUGGAAAACUGGUCUACAACAAGGAGCUGGCGGAAGAAGGCGUGCUGGAGGAGGCGGAGUUUUACAACAUUACGCCGCUCAUCAAACUGAUCAAGGAGAGGAUCGUGGAGAGAGACUCCAAGGCCACGCAGCAGGUGCCGCCCAAACAUGUCUACCGGGUGUUGCAGUGCCAGGAGGAGGAGCUGACCCAGAUGGUCUCCACGAUGUCGGACGGCUGGAAGUUUGAGCAGGUCAGCGUGCGCGCCUGCAGAAAGCCCCGCACCGGACUGCUCUGGACUAUGGUCAACAUCGGCUCGUCCUACAGCUACGGGACGGAGGACCAGGCUGAGUUUCUGUGCGUCGUCUCCAAGGAGCUCCACACGCCCGGGUCUGGGCUAGUUCAAGAGCAGAGUCACAAAACGAAGCCGGCGGAGAUGCAGGAGGAGGAAGCAGCAAAGGAGGAGGAGGAGGAGGAGGAGGAGGAGGGAGGGAGAGAUACCGCACCAAAUGAGUGGCUUAGAGAAUGAGGGAGUCAUGUUUCUUUGUUCCAGAGAGAGGUGGGAAUGGCUUUUCCAGCUCCAUGGCUCAAGGAUAUAAAGGAGGUUUAAGUCCACGUUAUACGCGUCCAUAUACGGUUAUAUAUCAUUUUGUUUAUGUGUAGCGUCAAGGGACCGCAGAAAAAUAACAUACCACAAGCUUAGUAACUGAUAACCAAAGAUCCAGAGGAUAAAAGCUGGUGCUUAACUACACACUGACAGACAAUAUAAGAUCUGCCUGAAGGAAAAUCGACACGGUAUUGAUUACAUAGAGAGACGCUGCAGCUGCUUUCUGCUGCUGCUGCUGCUGCUGCUUUCUGCUGCUGCUGCUGUUGCGUCACUGUGACGAGGCAGAAACUGAAGACGGUGCCCGAAGAAUUAUGGAUCAUUAUAUUUCCUAAUGUAAACACAGCCCAGCACAGUGGCAUCAAAAUUAAUCCAAUAUCCCAGACUCGCCGCUCGUUAAAUAAGCCAGUGAUGGAUGCACUUGUUCCGCAGACUUUGUACUUAAGGACGUUAUUUUUAUUCCUGUAGCUUCUCGGUUUUUUUUUUGUGUAGAGACCAAAGUCUUAAUCCUGCCUUUUUGUUUUAUUGUAUAUGAGGUUGGUCAUUUAGUCUGAACAUGCUUUAAUCUCACGUGGUUUCGACUGGCUUUAAAGGUGAUAUAUGUAAAGUAUGUACAGCAGGUUUUAUGACGACCUCUCCUCUUUUUCCAAGGCUUUUUUAGGUUUAUUGUUCAGUAUUUCCAACAUUUAGCAACUUAGCUGCACAAAACCAAAACAUAAACACAGUUCACCGCCUGCAAAUGAAAAUGUAUUUAUUUUGCCAUCAGUUAAACACGUUUCCCUGCUCUCACGUGACACACCGUGGUCAAUUCUAUGUCUUAAUAAUCAUACAUUUCUCACAUAUAUCACCUUUAAAAUUGACCGAGGCUGUGAAGAGUCCACACAAUUCGACAUUUAACGCCCUCUGCUGGCAAACUACAGGAACUUCACGUCAAUGGUUCCCCUGCCAACGUCUGUGGAACUGCCCCAACUCCAUAGUGUGUAAUUGCAUGCAAUGAAAUUAGCUCAAAGAAUGAAUUCUUAGUGUCCAGUAGGUAAAUACUGCUCGGGAUGUAGUUGUUGAAUGUCAGAAAUCAGUUCAUAUAAUAUGAAUUGUUUAAAAAAAAAAAAAAAAUGCACUCUGUGAUGUUCCUGGACUACACGGGACAGAGACAAAUAUGUGGGACACGUGUGUCCAACAGCGAUGUCGCUCCAACGAUAUUACAUUUUAAAUAACAACAACAAAAACCAGACGGACACAGGAUACACACAAAUGAUGCAAUAAGCAGUUUUAGUCACAGUUAGACAAUCGAUCAGCAAACAUCGUCAACCUUUUCAUGACGGAAUUAAAAAAAAACAACAACCUAUGUCGCAGAAUACAAUAUGACGUGUGUGUGUCUCUGUGUGCGUUUAAGAUAAAGUGUCGUGUCUAUUUGUAGCGUUCAAGGUCCAGUGUGUAACAUUAUAGUAUGUUUAUGUAACACUGUAAUGUCUUUACACGUGGGAUCGCGGGAUUUGUAGUAGUCGUCAUCCAAUAGUGACAAAUACACACAGUAAAAUACCAAAAAAAGCAAAAGAUAACAUGUCAGUGCUGUCACUUUUUUCCAAAACUUAAGUUUAAAAGAAUAAUAUAUUGUUCCUUUUAAAGAUAAACAGCAUUCACAGCAUUAUUUAUUACUAAUUAUGAUUUUACGGUAAAUUAUGUGAGGUUAAUCCCAUCUAUUUUGCCUCUUCUUCUGCUGUAGUCAGAUGGAGCUAACAGCUAAGCUAACAGGUGACUCAGCAGAUUAUUUUAGACCGGGUAAUACUUUGCUUUUCGGAUGCUUUCGUCCGUUCAGGAGGAUGGUUACGAUUUCCUGCUUCCUCCCAUAUUUCAAAACGUGUGGUUAAGAAUUUUUUCUGAGAACAAACGAAACUUCACGUCUUGUUUUUUUCCGAUGUGUUCAAAAGUGGAUCCAACGUCAACCUUUGCUCACUGCACCCUCUGCUGGAACACAGGGUAAUUACACCAAAAACAGACCGAGGUGCUUCUACGUUUGAGUGAAUAUGUGCAUUUUCGGUUAAAACGUGACAGCCCUAAAACCCACUGGUUAACUAGUACAGUAGUACCUAAUAUUUCCUCACUCUUAUUACAAGUUUGAUUCCUGUGUGGAACGUCCGCUCUCUCUCUCUCUCUCUCUCUGACCAAUCAGUGGCCGGCAGUCUGUCUGUGAUGACGUCACAUUUUAGUAUUGACUCUAAAACAACAACAAAAAGUACCAAACACUAUCUUGUACAUAGCCGAGCUACACACUGGACCUAUAAACUAGAAACACAUAAUAUGCACCUUUUAAGAUCCUCGCAAUACCUUCUUUGCAGGAUUAUGAAACUACGGUAAAUGUUAAAAAUAAAAAUAAAAAUAGCGGAAGCUACACAUAGUCAUUGUGCUUAUGAUAAUCAUUACAUGAUGUUAUUUGGGGGGAAAAGACUGAAAGAGACGUUUGUGAUUGUGUUAAUGUUUAUUGUUUCUCUGAUCAUUCGGUGCCUUGCGUUCAAGCAAAAAUCCACGCGUCCGAAGAUCAGUGCGUGGCAAUGAUCACAGGUGUCGAGUUCGUUUUGAGUUAACGUUUAAAACGUGUAACAUUUAACAUUCUUCCAGCACACGAGCGCGCUGAGAGCUUUGAUUUGUUAAAGAUUAGAACGCAGACAGUGGAGUUUGCUGUUUAUAGCAGCUUUUGUAGAAGGUUCUUGCCAUUUUGUAUAAAUUGUCACACCUUUGUGGUUUUUUUUUGUAAAUUUUUUUGUUUUCUUCUAAUUUAUUCUUAUGGGGGUUUAAUGUUACGGGAGGGUCGAUGUCAUCACGGGGGGGACGUUUUUCCUCAGAGUUUCACUGAAAAUGCUCGUUAUUGUCUUUGUUCACGUGUAAAAUGCUGUUAAACAGAUGUCGUUUUUCUAUUAAAUGGAACAUGUUCGUAGGUCAGUUUUUAUAAACCUCAAGUCUGCCUGUCCAGACGCCGCGUUUGGUUUGCUGGAUUCAAUCUUAUCGACACUUGUACAAUAUCGUGUUUUCCACAUGAUAUUUAAACGUGUAAAAGUUUAUAUAGAGGUUUAUUAAUCUGUACAAAUCUUUGUUUUUGUUUUUUUCCAAUGCUGGAUUUUCCUGUUUUCUGCUGUUUUCUCGUUAACAAAAACAAUGUGACACAUGAAAUGUAAAGGCCUCGGAUAAAAAGAAAAAACAACUGUAUUUCAUUAGAGCCUGAACAGCACAUAUUUUUUUGUUUAUUUGUUGUUUUUUUAUAUUGUUUAUGAAUGUCACAAUAAAACUUCAUUUCCCUUUUGGUUUAAAAUA
Messenger RNA from Solea solea (common sole), 4452 nucleotides. It is a transcript of the gene kctd17, whose product is annotated as potassium channel tetramerization domain containing 17. NCBI's taxonomy places the organism in Eukaryota, Metazoa, Chordata, Actinopteri, Pleuronectiformes, Soleidae. The record is from RefSeq and is a predicted model, not a curated record. Gene Ontology annotation, cellular component: Cul3-RING ubiquitin ligase complex; cytoplasm. Gene Ontology annotation, biological process: protein homooligomerization; proteasome-mediated ubiquitin-dependent protein catabolic process. The transcript has 7 exons. Gene Ontology annotation, molecular function: cullin family protein binding. The coding region runs from base 118 to 1071 and encodes 317 amino acids.